AUGGCGCGAGAUGGCAAGGGUGGGGAUUCCGGGCUGUCGGCAGGGGAGAAGCUCUCCCAGCUGCGCAAGCUUAUGAAAGACCGCCAACUAGACGCGUUCAUUGUCUACAGCGGGGACGCACAUGGCAGUGAAAUUCCGGCCCCGUGCGACGAAAGACGCCAGUUCCUCACCGGCUUCGACGGCAGCAAUGGCGUGGCCGUCGUCACCGCUGACGAGGCGCUACUGUGGACUGACGGAAGAUAUUUCGUCCAGGCCGAACAGCAGCUGGACGCUUCUCUGUGGACUCUCAUGAAACAAAACACGCCGGGGACUCCGAAAGUCCAGGGCUGGCUUUUCAACAAUGCAAAAGUGAAACGUGUAGGCGUCGACGGUCACUCCACGCUGAUCUCGGAGUAUCGACAGCUGCUCCACGCCGGCUUCGUCCCCUCGCCGUCGUCUUCCGCCCCUUCCCUCGGCGCCGCAGGCGACCUGUCCCUGAAAAGCAACGGCAGUGGCGGACCCGUAGACGCUGGAAACGCGAAGGAACUCGUCAUCCUUUCUGAAAACCUCGUGGACCAGGCCCUAGACGACGUGGCGUGGUUUCUGAAUCUUCGAGGCGCAGAUGCUCCUUGUUCUCCUGUCUUCCUCUCCUACUGCUUGAUCGUCAACACGGCUUCGGCGCUCCACCCAGCUGAAAACGGCGACUCUUCAGUGCAAGACGGCUCGUCAGCUCUGAUUGUUCUGUAUACAAACGAGGAGCGGAUCAAAGGCGCCGUUGCUGAGGCGCUAGCCAGAUACCGCGUGCACGUUCGUCCUUACGGGAGCGUGUGCGAUGAUUUGCGGCACGUCCUCCGAAACAAACCGUCCUUCAUCGACUUCAUCUCCCAAGCGGAACGCCCCGCCGGCUCCAACAACCAAAACGCCGACGCUUCCAACCAGAAAAGUGACGACGGAUCAGAGAGGAGCAAAACGUGUGCUCAAAUGCUCUGGGUUGAUCCAACCGCCAACGUAUCCAUUUUCGCAACUGCGAACGAGUGUGACGCCCGCGUGACGCUGGCAGUGACCCCAGCUGCGAAGCAGAAGGCAGUGAAGAACUCGGCGGAGCUUGAGGGAAUGAAGGAGGCACACGUGCAGGACGGCGUCGCUCUCGCCAAGUUCUUCUCGUGGUUGGAGCGGACGAGCGGGGAACCGCAACCUGAGCCGUUCUCUGAGUGGCUUGUGGCCCAGGUUGUCGACGGUUUUCGAGCGCUCUCCCCGUCUUUCAGGGGAAUCUCCUUUUCCACCAUCGCCUCUGCCGACGCGAACGCCGCCAUCGUCCACUAUCGGCCCUCGCGGGAGGACAGUGCACCGGUCACGUCUUCGUGUCUCUUCCUCCUCGAUAGCGGCGGUCACUACGCCGUCGGCGGGACGACAGAUGUCACGCGAACCGUGCACACGGGGACUCCAACAGAACUCCAACGACGCUAUUUCACGCUGGUUCUCAAGGGGUUUAUAGGCCUGUCUCGGCAGGUGUUUCCACAGGGAACGCGCGGGCCGCAGCUCGACGUGCUGGCGCGCCAGUAUUUGUGGGCUUCUGGCCUGGACUAUCGGCAUGGAACGGGACACGGUGUUGGAAGCUAUUUGAACGUCCACGAAGGGCCGAUCGGUAUUUCUCCCCGCCUCAUUUGUCAAGCAGGCGAGACUGAUUUGGCGGAGGGGAACGUGCUGUCGGUGGAGCCCGGAUUCUAUGAGCAAGGCAGCCUUGGCAUCCGCAUAGAGAAUCUUGUCUACGUCACAAAAGCCACUCCGGCCGAGAACUUCGAGGACAUGAAGUUUCUCCGUUUCGACCAGCUUACUGUUGUUCCCAUCCAGAAAAAGCUGAUUCUCCCUUCUCUCCUGACAAACGAGGAAAUUCAGUGGCUGAACGAUUACCACCAGCGAGUAUGGACACUGGUGGCUCCUCGUCUUCGAGAAGAAACCAAAAACAAGGCGGUGACCUCAAUCACUGUGGGAGAAGGCAGAAGAAUCUCAGUUCCCACUCCGGGUGAAACUCUGAGUUGGCUCGAGAAAGCCACAGCUCCGUUGCCUCUCCACUAG
Neospora caninum is the source of this 2055-nucleotide messenger RNA. RefSeq names its product Peptidase M24, related. Gene Ontology annotation, molecular function: metalloaminopeptidase activity. The record is from RefSeq and is a predicted model, not a curated record. The transcript has 12 exons. NCBI's taxonomy places the organism in Eukaryota, Apicomplexa, Conoidasida, Eucoccidiorida, Sarcocystidae. Bases 1 to 2055 code for a protein of 684 amino acids.